Carcharodon carcharias (great white shark) is the source of this 7934-nucleotide messenger RNA. RefSeq names its product unc-13 homolog D (C. elegans) (gene unc13d). The transcript is spliced from 34 exons. NCBI's taxonomy places the organism in Eukaryota, Metazoa, Chordata, Chondrichthyes, Lamniformes, Lamnidae. The record is from RefSeq and is a predicted model, not a curated record. The coding region runs from base 352 to 3582 and encodes 1076 amino acids.
UGUGGUGUGCUUGCUGUGACAGGAGAGCUGGACAGCUGACAUUUCCUGUGCUGUUGAACGGUUUAGGCAACGAUAAGCUUGUGGUUUCCUCUGAUGUUGGAAAUAGAUGAUCCCGUGUCGCAUGAUCAAUGUAGGUAUCAGUUUGAUGAUCAGUCUUGCUUGGCUGUUGAGUGGAUUCUGAGAACAACCCAGUUUCACAUCAGUCUGGCUGACGCAAGCUCCUCAAAGUCUUCUUUAAACAGCUCAGCAUGCUCAUGGUGAAGCAAUAAGUCGCUCUCACUCUGACAUUCGGUCAGCUGUCGUGACAGAAGACAGAGUUGGCUAAAGUGGGCUGGAAAAAUAGGUUGAAAGAUGGAGUCACAAGCCCCAAGAGGAGAAACCAGACCUGCUCAGCUCACAAAGGAAGAGUUAAACCUGUUGUAUGAAGAAGCCCUGUACACCUUUGUUCAUCGCAGUGGUAAGCCUUCAGCGUCCCACAGCACAGACAAGAAUGAGCUCCUUCAUUACCUGAAGAAUGCUUUCCAGAUGGACCAAGAAGAACACAAAGUUAUGCUGGAGCAGGUCAAACGGCUGAAACCACCCACUGUCUUCCUGAAGAUAAUAGUAAAGGAAGCCCAAGGAAUUCUGGCCAAAGAUGCAAAUGGUUUCAGUGACCCUUAUUGUUUGCUGGGAGUGAUGGUUACUGAAGAACACCAAGAAGAAGAGGCCAACAGAACAGACAGUCCCCUGCCCAGGAGACGACAGAAAGCUGUAGUGAAAGAUUCAAUCCCUCAAGAUCAAAUUCAAAGAACAGAAGUCAAGAAGCAGACCCUGAAUCCCAUUUGGAAUGAAACGUUUCUCCUGAAAGUCGAAGAUUUCCAUCACACUGAACUGCACAUGGACAUGUGGGACCUGGAUAUUGAUGAUCCUGUGAAACUCCGGCUGGGUGAGAUCCAUGGAAUUGGUGGACUGAAGAGGAUUUUGAAAGACGUGAAAAAGGCUGCUCGAAAGCAUGAACAGGAUGAUUUUCUGGGAAAUGUGAUCAUUAAACUCCAGGACCUGCCCUACACUCCUGAAGAUAAAUGGUAUUCUCUGGAACCUUGUACUGAGACCUACCCUGAUCGAGGGAAGUGUCACCUACAGCUGAAACUUAUCCACGAAGAGAGGGAUACCGCACUCAGCAAACAAGAGCCAGUGUUUCGGAUCCAUCGCAGUCUGCUGCAGCAGUUUGUGCAGUAUGAUAGGCUGCAGAAGCAGGCUGAGGGUAUCCAAGUUGAAAUGGAGCUCAGCACACCAGCCACCACCAUACUGUCGCUUCACGCCACACAGAAUGACCUCUCACCUUUCCAGCAAGACCUGGCUAAGUGGUUGGCCUACAGCAAACUCUACCGAUAUGUGGAAGUCAGCUUCAUCUCUCUGUUCCAACAUCUCACCAGCAUUGAGUACCAGUGGGGACUGGCACAGGUCACGCUGCAGCAGCAGGAUCAAGAUGAGUUAGCAGAGUCUUUCAUGUCAUUCCUGGAUUAUGGAAUCUCCCUCAUCCAGAAAUACAGAGAUGUAUUUCCAAUGUCGGACCCCAAGUCUGCAGAACGCCAGCAAUCUCUACUCAGGGUGUUGGUGCAGAUCUGUAAAAUGAAGGCUUUUCAAAAACUUUGCCCUUCAGUUCCUGAUCUCCAUGACAGGCUCAUGGAUGCUAUUAAGUCUGGCACCACUGACUGGUAUCAAGGCCAGAAACAGCUAUUGGAGCCUAUGAUAAAGACUGAGGAAGAAAUUGUGAAAUCGCAGGUGAUAUUCAUAGAGCACCUGAAUAUUGACCUGUUGAACAACCGGAAAAUACGGAUGAAGAUUUUCAUGGGCACUGUCAAAGUGAAUCUGUUCAACAUCAUCUACCUACAAUUCCAGGAAUUGGUUGCUGAGGACCUCCGGGAACAAGUGAUGAUUAUUGGAGGUGGCAAGUCCAAGGCAACAGUUGAGGGUCUAUUCCAGCUCUACCAGAAGCUCAAACAGCUACAGCAUCAACGAAUUUACUUAUUACCAGAUGACAGUCCUCUGCCAUUGGAUGGUUUCCACAAAUGGUUCAGUGAACCUUUACCGAAGUGGUUACAAAUGGUGCACAACAACUCGGUGGAGAUGGUUCAACGGGCUGUGAAGAAAGACCAGCUGGAAUCAAUGGGGGAGAAGACUAAACACAGUACCUCUGUUGUGGAUAUUGCAACCUGCUUCACCAAGAUUAAACAUACUUGGACAGAGCUGAGUUGGCCGGAACCUGAGGAAGCGUUUGUCAUCAUGGUCAAGCUAACUGAGGACAUGGGCAAGAUUGCAUUAAUGUACUGUCGACUAAUCGAAGAGAGGGCAGAAGAGCUGUCAUUCAAGGACUAUCAAAUAAACUCAAGUGAUUCAGUAAACGCAGUGAGGUCACUACAACUGUGCGUGGUUCUCAAUAACAUGAAGCAGCUGCGGGAGAUUUUUUCCAAGCUGCCAGAAGACCUAGAUUGGCAAGGCCUUAAGGAAGACACAGCCAAUAUGAUUUCAGUGGACCAGAUCCAAAACACGCUGCUCACCCAACUUGAAACGAUCAAGAGCUCAAUCAACAAGAAGAUUGAGGGUGUGAUCCAAACCCUUGCACAGAAGCUGCAGGCUGACAUAAAGAAGCGCAUCAACAACCUCUCAGUUUCUCAGAGUGACAGCACUCCAAUGGUUAAUAUGGUUGUUCCUUUAAUUAACUUUCUGGAAAAUGAGUUUGCAUACAUGGAUGCCAACCUGGUAGAAGAAAAUUUUCAGAGCCUUUUAGGUUUCCUUUGGACAGAUAUAAUUGAGAUCAUCUACUCAACUUCACAUCAGGGUGGUACUUCUCAGAGGUUUUAUAUGAAGCUAAAGGAUGCUUUGAAGAGUCUGCUGAUUUGCUUCCAUGGCGAGGGAAAUGGUUUACCAAUGGAUGAACUACAGACCCCUGAUUUCAAGGCUCUGAAAGCUCAUUUGUCUCUGAAUGCAGCAAGCACUCACAAGCUGAUCCAGAAGUUUUAUACAAAGAAAAUCCAACAACAGAUGGCUGUUGAAUGUUCCAAAUAUGGUGCUGUGACUAUAAAAGCCUUCUACAACAAUCAAGUAAAAAGACUCCAUGUUGAAAUCCUCAAUGCUGUUAAUCUCAUGCCACUGGAUUCCAAUGGUACCAGUGAUCCUUUUGUGGAGCUGAAUCUGGAACCAAAGCACAUCUUCCCAUUCGUAGAGAGCAAAACAACUCAACGCAAAGAUAAUGACCUCAACCCACUCUUUGAUGAGGUUUUCGAAUUCAGUGAUGUUACCCCAGAGCAAUGUCAGAGCAAGGGAGCCUGCCUACUUAUCACCGUGUUUGAUCAUGAUACAUUGCUCAGUGAUGAUCUAGAAGGAGAAGCGUACUUCUCUUUGCAAGAUAUCCCUGGACUGGACAGCACUGAGGAAGCACUCAACAUCAGCAAGGUUCCUCAGAGUCGACUGACACUUGGUCAUCCAAAGCCAAAAGAAGACAAUAUACUUAAGUUAUUAGAGGCACGAAAAGGAGACAAAGAUGCUCAGGCAUUCAUCAAAAUACGAAGGCAACGAGAAAGAAAGUCAAAGGAAACAUAAAUGUUGCCGGAACCUCAGGAGUACCGACACUGGAUGGAAUCAAAAACACGAGAUUUUCAGAUGCCUCAUUUCUUUCACUCUGUCACCCUGAUGCACAAAUACAGGCUAUUAACACCAGCAUCUGCCAUCGUGGUUUAAUGGAAAAUUGUGAGCAGCAUACAAGUGAUUUAGCAAUAUGUGCGUGUGGUGGUCAGGUGAGCAAGUGGGCCUUUCUCCCCACCUGAGCUUGGAGUAAUAGUGAAAUCAGGUUCUGAUGUGAGAGUCUCACUCUUUACUUUUGGGACCUCAGGCUAUUAGUUUCUUUCCAGAAAGCUCAAUUUAAUCUGUCUUGAACUGUUCCUUUGAUUUAAAAAAAAUCAUGGACUGCAAAAUUGGAAUUGUUUGCAUCUGUUUUUGCAUUAUGAGUAUCCUUAGAUCUCUGGCAGGCAUCUGCAGUGGGUGUGUAGAAACCUUUGGGGAUAGUCGCAUUAGACAACAUAUUGGUGAGGACAUUAACACAUAGAGUGAAUGAUGGCCAGAAGUAUGCAGUGAGGCAGAUCAUAAGAUCAAUCAAGGCACAAUACUGAUUUGAUGUCAACGGUGCCAUUUUGGAGUUCAGUACUCAACAAUGCCCUUGCUUAACUUCACACAGCAUACAGUCCCCCACCUCUUCUCCCACCCCUCACCACCCCCCACAACCCCACCCCAUUGGUACUAUUUAACUACUUUCAGGUUCAUUGCUGAUUAAUUUCUUUUGGCUGUUUCUUCAACUCUACAAAUGUUUCAUGCUUUCUAUGAUUGCUCAAAGUUGCAAAAAUCUACAUGGAACAGUGUAGCAGGUGCUGAAGGAAAUUUUGCUGACUUCGAGGCUUCUGCACAAACUAGUUGCUCACAGACAUGGAUGCAUUAAUAGCCCUUAAAAUAUGACAUGAUUUGGACAAUAAAAGAGGCCAUGGAGAGAAGGAUAAGCUGCUGGAAGAGGGAGGAGGAGGAGGGGGAAGAAGGGCUUUCAACAGGAUAACAAAUCCACCCAGGGUGUUCAGGGAGCAAUUCUCCUACCUGAACCUCAGUGAGCAACAUUGUGUGAGAUGUCUCCUCUUCAGUAAAGACAGCCUCAUUGAAAUUUGUCAUCUGCUUCAACCACAACUGCAGCCUCAGAGCAGGGCAAUGCCUGUGAAAGUGACCCUAGCAACGGACUUCAAUAUGUCGGACUCUUUCCACGGUGGAGUUGGAGAAAUUUACGGCAUCUUGCAGUUUGCCAUCCACCAUAGCUUAAUGGAGAUCACUGAUGCUCUCUAGUUGACGAAACGUAACUACAUUUCAUUCUCUCUUGCUGGGGAGAAUGAGGUGGAGUGAACAUGUGACUUUAUUAAGAUUAUGAGUUUAUCACGGCACAGAGAUCACUGCAUGCACAUCACUUUGUCAAGUGUUGACAGUUUGACAACAAGUUGUCAACUCUACCCUGCACUGAAACCAAAAGGUAUUCCAUUCUCUCAAGGUCACAAAUAAUCAUUCCAAAUCAAAUUUAUAAAUGAAAUCAUUCAUAUUGCACGUAAAAGUCAACUAAUCACCCUUGUAUGAUCCCUUGGUGCCUGUUUUCUGUGUACCUUUGUCUGUUCUGGUGCUCCUGUGCAGUGUGGCCCCCAGAUACUACAGCAUGGCUGGUCGGAAAGUUGCUGAAUUUCAGUGGAGGAGAGAUGGCCUUGAGCAGCUAUGCGUGGACUGCACCACCUUGGCAUGAGCAGCAGCAGUCUGGGCUGGCUGGCUGAUAUACAACAGAAGGGCACUGGCAGAGAGAUAGGGGUGGGAGGAUGAAUAGUGUCUUUUUGAGAGAGGCCAGCUGCAGAAUGCUUCAUGGAGCCACUGCCACUCUCCUGGGUGGUGCUUCAGCUGUCUUAGUAGUCUGUUGGACAGAUUGCUGGACUGCUGUUACACCCUGCAAGCCCACUUUGCACACCCAUAAUGGCAGCAUUCUGAAUUUGAAUAGUAGUAGUCACAGGUUGGGUGCAAUGGAACUUUGUCAUCAGCCAUCAGAUGUUGCAACAUAGUUGAGUCCAUGACUCCACGAAGAGAAUUGGUCAACACUUCUAUUCUGGAAAGGAUGGACUCUAAGCUCUGUGCAAAUCCCUGUGCCAAGUUGGUGCUGCACUCUUUCAUGCUCCUUGACAUUGACCCCAGGUUGUCUGGCAGGCUUCCCAGUGCACCAAGCAUUUUGUUAUGUAUCCGCAUCAGCCUUCAUCUGUAGACUGUCCCAUCAAAGUUCCUUGUACUAGAAUUCAUGUGCAAGCCCUCCAGCCCUCCAGCUGUGCUAAUCUUGCCCUGGCAGUGGGCCACUCGUGACUGGUGUCUCACCACAUGUGGAUCCCACCUCUAUGCUUUCCUCUAAAUUACACACAGUGACAGUGUCUGAGUUGGUGGCUGCAAAUAUGAAAUCAGGUAACAAUGCAUCUUUAUCAUCAUUGAUUACCAGAUUGCAGUUCUUGGGUACCUAAAAGGAAAAAUGCAGAGGGGCAAAGUUCUGGUGUGGAGAGCCAGGGAAAGUAAGAGGUGCAUGUUUACACCGCUUGUAAGUCAGAGGGAGUGUGGGAUAAAGGAGAGUUGGGAUGUAAGGAGGAUUAGGUAUGAGGAUACUAUCAUCUUCAAUGGUUUUAGAUCCACUGCUGGCCACAGUCUCUGCCAUCACUAUCCCAGACAUGGCCAACACUAUCUCCUCCAUGGGAUUCAGGACAAGCUAAUGGUGCAGUUGGUAGGAUAUGACAUUUAAAGAUGACCUUGACCACAUGUUUGAAGUCACUGAACUUCUUGCAACACUGCAUCCAGGUCUUUGGACCUUGAUUCCUGGCAUUGACCUCCACAACCUGCUGCUCCAAUCCGCUUCUGAGCACGUAGCAGGAGGGCCUCCUGCAUAUAUCAGGCUUCCUUCCUCAUUUCCAUAUUCUACACCAAGAGCUCCAAUGCAGUGUCUGAAAACUUUGGAACCUUCUCUCUCCUAUGUGGUGCCAUUGUCCAAUGCUCCACAGAUCAGAUUCAGCCCCCACAGAACUGCCAGAAACUGCUCCAAGCACAAUGCACCUCCACUUUAAAAGAUGUAGGCUAGCUUUAAGUGGUGCUAGCCAAUCAUAAUAUUGGUCCUCUGCUGAAGUGUCCAGACAAUCAGCAGUGCAGUUUGAAUGCUAAAAUCAUUGAAAUGCCCAGGCAACACGAUGUUGGUGUUUAGCCUGUGUCACAGUCAUGGGCAUGGUUUAAUCACAAGUCACAUUGCCCCAUCCUUGGGGCUAUCAAAUUUAGUCCCCAACUUGUUUCACCUCAGGAUUUUCAGUGGAUUCCAUAGCAGUGUUGUUUCCUUCUGGAUAGGCCACAUAAUGGUUUUUAAAUGUUCUGGGUCUUUUAAAGUCUAUAACAGUAUAAGAGUCAGUUGUACAGUUGUGGAGACACCACAGUCAGAUCAUGUUUAGUUGGUGUUUUUAUCAUUUCAUUUAAUGCAAGAUUUGUGUUUGUCCCCAGCUUUUGUGUUUGCAACAGCUCCUGCAUUAGACUUUAUACAUGCUUGGCCCUGAGUGGAAUCUAUUCCCUACUUCAGAAUUUGAGCACAUAGCUUAAGGCUGCUAUUCCAGUGUGAUGCUCAGGCAAUGUUGCAAUACUGGAGAUGUCAACCUUAAUAUGAAAUGUUAAAAAUCCCAAAGCACUAGCUGAAGACGAGAUCUCCUAGGUUCCCUGGCCAAUAUUUGUCCAAACCUAAAAACAGAUUAUCUGCACUCAUAGCUAUUUGUGGAAUCCUGGUGUGUGCAAAUUGGCUGUCAUGUGUCCCAUGUUACAACAAUGGCUACAUUUCAAAAGUAUUUCAUUAACAGUAAAGCUCUCUGGGACAUCCUGGAUCAUGAACAGUGUUAUAUAAAUGCCAAUCUACCUGCAUCUCAUUACUUUCUGUGGGACAAAAUCUGUGCACAAAAUUUAUAUAUGAACUAUUUUGAGAUAAUUCGGGGACAUGUGAGAAGAUUUUGUAAAUGUACUUUAUUGUGUAGGAGUUUUAUUUAUGUAUUAUGGUCUAUUUUAUAAAUGCGUACUGUCUGAAUAACCCAUGUCCACCUAGAACACAAGAAAUUGUGGGGAAUGUGUUGUGAUUUCUAGACAGAUUCUCCCAAUGGGCAAGGCUCCCCUCGGUUCGUAAAACUGACCCUCUAAAGUUACCUGAUAAAUGGAUAGGUCUGAGCAGUCUGUAUGUCCAGGGCAUUAGGGAUGUGUUUAUAUUACUGUUCUCAAAAAGAUUUUACUUCUCAAAUAAGGCACAUACUUUGGUUAAAAUUCCUCUUAUGCCAACUGCAAACAUUCAAUAAAUUGGAAUUUUGAGCAAUUAAAUUUUUGCACCUUCUUUA